This is a messenger RNA of Drosophila obscura, 2158 nucleotides long. It is a transcript of the gene Argk1, whose product is annotated as arginine kinase. Lineage: Eukaryota; Metazoa; Arthropoda; Insecta; Diptera; Drosophilidae. The record is from RefSeq and is a predicted model, not a curated record. Gene Ontology annotation, molecular function: creatine kinase activity. Gene Ontology annotation, biological process: phosphocreatine biosynthetic process. Bases 14 to 1729 code for a protein of 571 amino acids. The transcript has 3 exons.
CUGAAAUUUUACAAUGUUCGCUUUGUGGUAUUUAACAUUUGCUGUCGAUGAAAUCCGCAAGCGUUUGGCUUGGUUAUUUAGUUCCAACAAGCCUGCAGCGCCCGCGUUAGACAACAAGCCAGCGAAUCCAGCUCCUGCGCCUGCUCCAGCACCCGCUAAGGAACCCGCACCAGCCCCGAAGCCAGCAGCAGUACCUGCUCCAAAACCAGAGCCACCGAAACCUGCGGCGCCUGUUGUAACCAAGCCUACACCGGCCACAGCUCCUGCUCCAGCGCCUGCACCGGCUGCACCUAAAGAAGCGGCACCAUCUCCCAAACCUGAACCCACUCCUGCUCCUGCUCCUGCUCCAGUGGUUGCCCCACCGAAGCCUGUUCCUGCUACCGUAGUACCUCAACCAAGUACUCCACCAAAGACAGCUGAUAAGAUGCCUAUUCCGUUGCCAAAAUCGUUGACCGAGGCCAACACCAAUGGCAAUGCCACUAAUGGCAAUCAAAUCGGCGACAGCCUGGACAAGAAGCUAUUCGAUGCCCAGCAACCAGCCACCAAGGUUCCCCAGGAGCUGAAAGACGCUAGCAAUGACUUCAUUAAGGGCGAGUCGAACGCCUUCAUCCAGUCGAUCAAGGAGGCGCAGAAGGCUGGCGAGCGCAAACAAGACACCAUGGUUGACGCUGCUGUUCUCGCUAAACUGGAAGAGGGCUUUGCCAAGCUGGCCGCCUCCGACUCCAAGUCGCUGUUGAAGAAGUACCUGACCAAGGAGGUCUUCGACAACUUGAAGAACAAGGUGACCCCCACCUUCAAGUCGACUCUUCUGGAUGUGAUCCAGUCCGGUCUGGAGAACCACGACUCCGGCGUCGGCAUCUAUGCCCCCGAUGCUGAGUCGUACACAGUCUUCGCCGAUCUGUUCGAUCCCAUCAUCGAGGACUACCAUGGUGGCUUCAAGAAGACCGACAAGCACCCGGCCUCGAACUUCGGUGAUGUGAAGAGCUUCGGCAACGUUGACCCAACCAACGAGUAUGUGAUCUCUACUCGCGUCCGUUGCGGUCGCUCCAUGCAGGGUUAUCCUUUCAACCCCUGCUUGACCGAGGCCCAGUACAAGGAGAUGGAGGGCAAGGUCAGCACCACCCUGUCCGGUCUGGAUGGUGAGCUGAAGGGCAAGUUCUACCCCCUGACUGGCAUGGAGAAGGGCGUGCAGCAGCAGCUCAUCGACGAUCACUUCCUGUUCAAGGAGGGCGAUCGCUUCCUGCAGGCCGCCAACGCUUGCCGUUUCUGGCCCAGCGGCCGUGGCAUCUACCACAACGAUGCCAAGACCUUCCUGGUCUGGUGCAAUGAGGAGGAUCAUCUCCGCAUCAUCUCCAUGCAGCAGGGUGGCGAUCUGGGCCAGAUCUACACUCGCCUGGUCACUGCCGUCAACGAGAUCGAGAAGCGUGUGCCCUUCAGCCACGACGAUCGUCUUGGUUUCUUGACCUUCUGCCCCACCAACCUGGGCACCACCAUCCGUGCCUCCGUGCACAUCAAGGUCCCCAAGCUGGCCUCCAACAAGGCCAAGCUCGAGGAGGUUGCCGCCAAGUACAACCUGCAGGUGCGCGGCACCCGCGGCGAGCACACCGAGGCUGAGGGCGGUGUCUAUGACAUCUCCAACAAGCGUCGCAUGGGUCUCACCGAAUACGAUGCCGUCAAGGAGAUGUACGAUGGCAUCAACGAGCUGAUCAAGCUUGAGAAGAGCUUGUAAAUUGCCCACAGCAAACCACCAAGCAUCGCCCGAACCCCGGCUCUGCAAGCAACACCAUCCGCCUUCAGUCUGGGGAACGCAACAAUCAACAACAACAACAACAAGAACAGAAACACGUAGAAAUCUUCAGCUCGUCCGCCUUGUCGCUUUUGGGCGGUGCGGGCUGCCAAUCAAUCUAGUUUGUAGCGAUUGUGGAGCAGCUGUUUGUCUGUCCUAGGCCAGGCGUCUUUCGGCAUUUUCGUAUACUUUGAGAGAUCCGGUCUACAACAACAUGCAGUCCCUGCAGCACUACCACCCACAACAACAACAACAACAGCAACACCAGAAACAACAAUGGAGAACUAUUUGACAAGAACAAAAACAUUUGCUUAAUUCAAAACAAAACAAAAGAAUGUGUAACAUUUUGACACUCGUGUCAAGCAAAAACAA